This is a messenger RNA of Penicillium brevicompactum, 1338 nucleotides long. Its product is annotated as WD40 repeat domain-containing protein. The record is from RefSeq and is a predicted model, not a curated record. Gene Ontology annotation, biological process: regulation of actin cytoskeleton organization; TOR signaling. Gene Ontology annotation, cellular component: TORC2 complex; TORC1 complex. The transcript has 4 exons. The coding region runs from base 1 to 1338 and encodes 445 amino acids. Lineage: Eukaryota; Fungi; Ascomycota; Eurotiomycetes; Eurotiales; Aspergillaceae. Gene Ontology annotation, molecular function: protein binding.
AUGUCGGCAGAAAACGGACCCCCAUCCACACCUGGUCGGCCAAGGCCAAGCUCCAUUGCUUUGCUUUUCAGGAAGUUCUGUGUUCUUGAGACCCAAGAAGACCUCGGUCAUAGUAUCACUGACUCCGAGUCGCUGGAAAGUGAAACAGACGCAGCCAUGAGUGUCAUCCUGUGCACAGCGGGGUAUGACCAUACGAUUCGCUUUUGGGAGGCGCUCUCCGGCAUUUGCUCGCGUACCAUUCAGCACCCCGACUCGCAGGUCAAUCGUCUUUGCAUUACCCCGGACAAGCGGUUCCUGGCCGCUGCUGGUCACAACAAUGUCAAGCUUUUUGAUAUUAAAUCGACCAACCCCAAUCCCGUCAUCACAUUUGAGGGUCAUACCAACAAUAUCACCGGUGUCGCAUUCCACUGUGAAGGAAAGUGGAUGGUCACUAGUUCCGAAGAUGGAACUGUGAAAGUGUGGGAUACUCGAACUGGAAGUCUGCAGCGCAACUACGUCCAUAAAGCUCCGGUCAACGAUGUGGUGAUCCACCCGAACCAGGGUGAACUUAUCAGUGGUGACCACGCUGGUAUGGUUCGCGUUUGGGACUUGGGAGAGAGUGUCUGCACCCACCAAUUGAUUCCAGAAGAAGACACUGCGGUUCUCAGCGUCAGUGUGGCCAGUGAUGGGUCUCUUCUUUGCGCUGGAAACAAGAAGGGCAAUGUUUACCUCUGGCGUAUGGUUCAGACUGAUGAAACUACACGUAUCAUCCCAGUUUGUACUUUCCAGGCGCACACCAAUUACCUCACUCGUGUCCUUCUAUCCCCCGACGUCAAGCAUCUUGCCACAUGCUCCGCAGACCACACUGCUAAAGUCUGGAACCUCGAUGCCGACUAUGGUCCUGCCAAGGUUGCUCUCAAGCAGUGGAAAGAACAGGAGGCAUUGAAGCCACCUGUCGAGACACCAACAGAGGAACCAGUCGCCCCUGCUGAAGCGCCCGCCAAAUCGAGCGAUCUGCUUCGCAUCUUCGGGACACCUGCCCAGGAUCGUGAUCUUUUGCGCAUCACCGAUAACCCGCCUCGUCAGGACACACCGCAGCAGACAUUUACCUCAUCUCCCGAUGGCCCUCCCAUGGAUCCAGUGAACCACACGCUGUUCUUGGAGACUACGCUCGCCACUCACCAGCGCUGGGUGUGGGACUGCGCCUUUUCCGCCGAUUCCGCGUACCUGGUGACUGUAUCUAGCGACCACUAUGCGCGUCUGUGGGAGCUCAGCUCUGGGGUUGUCAUUCGUCAAUACAGUGGUCACCACCGUGGUGCCAUCUGUGUUGCGUUGAACGACUACUCCGAGCCUCGCUAA